AUGGGCGACAUUGGCGGGGAAACAUUUCUCGAUUCCGAGAUGCCGCAAGAAUUAAACGAUCUCCUGUCUUUUGUACGGACAAAUUCUCCAUAUUAUCAAAGACUCUGGAGAAAUGUCCCAUCUGACGGAUCCGCUUCACUUGAUCAGUAUCCAGUAGUUGAUCAUGCCUCAUACUGGACUGCCAACACUUGUAUGAAUAGCCAAGUACUUACAGGCCCCCAUGUAAGCGGAAUAGUCCUCAAGACUGGUGGGACGACAAGUCAUCCGAAAGUGACUUUUUACACGAAAGACGAACUUCGCAUGGCAAGUCAACAACUUGGCCUGGGCAUACUUGCGGCAGGCGUUCGUUCUCAUGAUCGGGUUGCCAAUCUCUUUUAUGCCGGAGAGAUGUACGGGAGCUUUCUCUUGCAUGUCUUGUCCAUCAUGGACCUGACAAUUCCGCUGGUACACCUUCCAAUCGGUGGAUCAUGUGCCUCAGAAACUACCAUCCAGUACAUGCGGGAGUCGUCAGCAACUGUCGUCUUCUCGACUGUCACCACACUUGUCAAGCUCGCCGAGUAUCUCUUGGAACGGCAAGAAGUAAUGCCGGGAAUCCGUGUGCUCAUGUUCUCUGGGGAGGCCUUCUACGAAGACCAACGUAGCAGAGUUUCACAUGCUUUCCCAGGGGCCAUGAUCAGGUCGCUGAUCUAUGGAAGUAUUGACGCCGGUGCACUCGGAUACUCAACAUCAGAGAAUGACAGUCGACUGCAUGCUGUGUCGUCGCCGUAUGUGAUGCUGGAAAUUGCACCGGAUGGUUUGACGUCGACUAAAGCCAACGGCAUUCCAGGAUCUGUUCUGGUCACAAACAUGGGUCGUCGACUCCAGCCGGUCAUCCGAUAUCCCUCUGGGGAUCUCGCCGAAUGGGUCGACUAUGAGAAAGGAAUCUUCAGAGUGCUUGGUCGGGAUAUAAUCGGCGUUCGUAUUGGUCCAGUCUCGUUCGACACCAAGCAUCUCCGUCAGAUUGUAGCUUCGUCCUUGGACACAUCUGGAGAUUUAAGUGCUUUUCAGGCCGUAAUCUCGAGAGCCAACAUGAGAGACGUGCUGACCUUGAAUGUUGGUUUUCGGCCAGUGGAUGAGGAGGCAACUAAAAUAGCCAUAUCAGCAGCUUUGAAUGAUGCCCGACCGAUGUUCUUGGAUCAUGUCCAAAGAGGUCUCAUUGCGCCGCUGCAGAUUGAGUUCUUGGCUGUCGAAAGGUUCAAGAUCAGUCCCACGACGGGAAAGCUUGCCGAGUUGGUUGAUGAGCGUCCCACGAUGAUUUGA
This is a messenger RNA of Cadophora gregata, 1299 nucleotides long. RefSeq lists its product as uncharacterized. Lineage: Eukaryota; Fungi; Ascomycota; Leotiomycetes; Helotiales; Ploettnerulaceae. The record is from RefSeq and is a predicted model, not a curated record. The transcript has 2 exons. Bases 1 to 1299 code for a protein of 432 amino acids.